GUCAGCAUAUUCAUAGAAUAACAUACGAAAAAUUAAAAUGACAGAACACGUGAAUUUUAGUAAACUAAAGUUAAAAUUAAAUUACAGUAACGAUGAAUCAGCAUAUAAUCGUUAUUUUUCAUUCUUUCGAUUUAUUCUAUGGAAAAUAACCGGAUUAUCGCCAUGGAAAUUUGAAUCUUCUGGAAUAUUCCAUAACAGCAAAAUCAAUAGUAGUGAUAAAAAUGAUGUAUGCAGUAUUUCAUAUGUCGGAUCAUGUUAUAAUGUUUUGGUAUUUUUAGCUAUCGAUUCAUUUGCGGUUUAUCGACUUCUUGACCAAUCAUUCAAUAGAAAUUAUCCAGGGCCAAUAUUGUCAUUGAUAAUAGUAAAAUUUUUGUUCAUCGCAUUGUUGUGCGCGAGUUUGAUACCGCUAAUGUACAUCAUUUGGCAGAAGAUAAUCAUAACAGUUAAUAAUGACUUUGAAAAUGUAGAUGAGAUAUUGAGUAAAUGCACCGAUUAUGAAAUUAAAAAAAGUCAUUUGAAUAAUUUUAUAUUUACUGUUAAUUUGUUUACGAAAAUUUGUCUAAUACUGACUUUAGAUCUGUUUUACUAUUCAACAGAAAGAGUAUUUUAUGAAAUAAUACCUAGUAUUAUUAGUAGUGGGGUGAUAAUACAAUACGCGACGCAGCUUAAUAGGGUUAAUAAGAGAUUCAAAAGUAUAAAUUUGGCGAUUUCGAAGUUGAGCGAUUUUAAAAUUAGCGCUGCUCUAACGCAAGUGUCAUCUGUAACACAAACAGUACUGUCUCGUGAAUCAAUUCUUUAUGAGAUUGAAAACAUAAAAUGUGCUUACAUUAAAUUGUGUGAAAUGUGUGAAAAUAUUGCAGACUUUUAUGGAAUACCCAUUUUGAUUGCCAUUUUUUCAUUUGCUGUUAGAAGUAUAUUUACUGUUUACUUUUCGAUUCUGUCAUUGGUUAAGAUCCAACUAGAAAAUAUUGUUUGGUAUCAGAAUGGAAUACGACUAUUGUGGAUUAUUUUUCUAUUCACGGUGUUAACAUCUAGUGUGACAACGAUAACAAAACAGAACAAGAAACUCGCAAGAAUUAUAAACUCGCUUACGGAUCGGUGUACAAUGGAUGAGAAAAUAAAAAAAAAUUUGGCCAAAUUUUCUAAUGAUCUCCGGCAUUUAAAGGUUGAAUUAACUGCUUGUGAUAUCAUACCACUAGAUCGCACGCUUUUAGCAAUUAUUACCGGUACAAUCGCAACGUAUCUUGUCAUUGGUGUUCAAUUCGCCCUUAGUACGCGAUCUCAUAAGUGAUUUGAUUAAUAUUUAAAAAUAUGUUUGCGUGCGCAUGUAACUAAGUAACUUCUUAGUGUGUAAUUAUAUUUUUAAUUAGUUUUAAUUAAAAUCUAUCAUUAUUUAAAUGAAAAAUUAAAGUAGAUAAUUUGUAUCGCUGGUGAAAAAUAAACUCAUGAAGUU
Messenger RNA from Microplitis demolitor, 1453 nucleotides. RefSeq lists its product as uncharacterized. Gene Ontology annotation, biological process: sensory perception of taste. Bases 38 to 1291 code for a protein of 417 amino acids. Gene Ontology annotation, cellular component: axon; membrane; dendrite. NCBI's taxonomy places the organism in Eukaryota, Metazoa, Arthropoda, Insecta, Hymenoptera, Braconidae. The record is from RefSeq and is a predicted model, not a curated record. The transcript has 4 exons.